Messenger RNA from Marasmius oreades (fairy-ring Marasmius), 1144 nucleotides. RefSeq lists its product as uncharacterized. The transcript is spliced from 10 exons. Bases 86 to 1021 code for a protein of 311 amino acids. Gene Ontology annotation, cellular component: cytosol. Gene Ontology annotation, molecular function: aldose reductase (NADPH) activity. NCBI's taxonomy places the organism in Eukaryota, Fungi, Basidiomycota, Agaricomycetes, Agaricales, Marasmiaceae. The record is from RefSeq and is a predicted model, not a curated record.
UCUUAAACGACGAAGACUACUCAUCGAUGGGACAUUCAACACUUCCCCACCCCCCAUAAUCCCCCCAUCUCGAUAAAUUUUGAACAUGUCCGUGCCAAAAAUCAAACUCAACAAUGGCUCAGAAAUACCUGCCAUCGGUUUAGGGACAUGGCAGUCUAAACCUGAAGAAGUUGCUGCUGCUGUAGCUCAUGCUUUGAAGGAAGGGUAUAGGCAUAUCGAUUGCGCCUGGGGAUAUGGCAAUGAGAAGGAUGUCGGCGAAGGUAUUCGACAGUCUGGUGUUCCUAGGUCGGAUAUCUUCAUUACAAGCAAAUUGUGGAGCACGUACCACUCGCGUGUCGAAGAAUGCCUUGACCAAACCUUGUCUAAUCUUGGUGUCGAUUAUCUCGAUUUGUACCUCGUGCAUUGGCCAGUCCCUAUGAACCCUAAAGGUAACCAUCCCGUUUUCCCCCUUCUCCCUAAUGGGAAGCGGGAUGUCGAUCAUAGCUGGAAAUUAUCUCAAACUUGGGAGCAAAUGGAGGAUGUCUUGAAGAAAGGAAAAGUCAAGGCUAUCGGUGUUUCCAACUUCUCGGUAAAGAAACUAGAGGAAAUUCUUCCCACUGCUAACAUAGUUCCCGCUGUGGACCAGUUGGAAAUCCACCCUUAUAAUCCUCAACACGAGCUCUUGGCAUACCUUUGUAGCAAGGACAUUGUUCCUCAAGCAUACUCUCCCCUCGGAUCAUCAGGAUCGCCUCUGUUGAAGGACGAUGUUAUUCAAGCCAUUGCUCAGAGACUGUCUCUACAACCUGCGGAUGUCUUGCUCGGAUGGCUUGGUGCGAAGCAAAUUGUUGCUCUCCCAAAAUCUGUCACACCAGCACGGAUCACUUCCAACCUUCAUGGUGCCGUUGCGGGUGCGAAGAAACUGUCAAAAGAAGAUAUUGAAACUAUUGAUGGUCUGGCCACCUCUGGAAAGCAACAAAGGUUCAUCAUGCCUCCAUGGCCGGUUGACCUCGGUUUUGACAACUGGCCAGACAAGGUCGUGUAAUCAGGAAAGGGUCAAUGAAGGGAUUCUGUAUCGUUGUAAGUGAUAUUUAACUGUAAAGUAUAAGCUUAACGUGUAGAUAUGUAAACGAACGGGCCCAUUGUGGGCGUUUUUCGUCUGAACCCA